UUCUCCUCCUCUUCUCCUUCCUUCGUUGUCCCCGUGUUAGUCGGUUGCCCUCCCCCCCCUCCCGGCCUUCAAUGCGUAAGUCCGCUGCCGUUCGAUUUAGCAGGCUUCGAUCUGCCGCCUAGUAGAGCGAGCGAGCGGGCGCGAGAGGAAGCGAGAGACGGAGAGACAGAGAUAUGGAGGUGGAUUUUCGAGAACCGCGUUCGACGUUGACGCGGUCGAAUCCCAGCGUCCCCCCGACUCCGCGGGGGGACUUGUCCGCGAGAAGUCGGACUUUCCCUAAAGCCGGUGUUCGCGAUUCGAAGCUGAAGAGAUCACCGCAGCUCGGCGGGUUCGCGGACAAGCUGGCGCGAGCCAGGGCGCGCAUACCUCAGUUCAACAGCUCGACGCCCUUAUUACCAGCCAGCGAGAGGAGGUCCGGGCCCCACGAUGGAAUCAAGCCCAGGUGGGAGGUCGAUGGCGAGAAGUGGAACAUCACGCCGGACGGAGGCUCCGCCGGUCGAGAAGGACGACAUUUCACAGUGGCGAACGUGGGAAACAACGGCCAGAUAUUCUUGAGACCCAGCAUAAGACCGGCGAACCAGAGGUUUCCGCAGCCCAGCUUCGUAUUCCCGAGCACCACGCCGCUGAGUCCCGCAGGUGCAAACUCUUCGGCCCAGACGAAGAAAAAGCCUUACGCGACCAGCGACUUGCUUACUCCUAGCAUCCUGACCCCGACCCCCGAAGGCGGGUCUCCGACGCCAGCGCUGCUGAAGAAGAAGACGUACUUCGACUUCAAGACGCCGAAAACUCGAAGUCGCCGCGCCAUGUCGGACUCGACCAUCCACGACCCGAGCAUCGCGCAGGAAGGGGAGGCGGGUGUAUUCAAGGUUGUGAUCUCGAAGCCGCAGGAUGAACCUAGAUCUAAGACGGCCGAAGACGCCGGGCUAUCCCACGACUCUCUCCUCCAAAUCUCGAUUCCUUCCUGGAAACUGGGCACGCCCAGGUUCACCCUUAGGGGUACGCCUCUGAUCCGAGGCUCGUCCUAUGCCCCGACCGAGGAGUUUCGUUCGAGCAGUACCUCCUUCUUUCGACCCCCCCCCGGCGAUAUAAACUCCCUCCAGACCGACUCCUUGGAUCCCGGGAAGCCCAGGACGAAUUCGACGCCUCACGUCAACCUGCACUCGCCUGCUCUGCUCAGCCCUAGCACCAUAAUCACCCCGCGAUCCUCCGUUCCUCGGCUGCGGUCGACUUACCUCUCGACCCACCUGGUCAUCGUGCCCAGUAUGUUCGAUGCGCUCACAUUUAAGCCGGCGUGUGAUGAUCGUUCGAUCGUCCGUUAUUCUUCGGCCACGGGCGCGGUAACAGCGGCUACGCCGCCGCGGUUGGUCGCCGAAAUCACGUCUCCCAGUUUUCUCGAUUACGAAUUGAUCUCUGACUUCUUCCUCACAUUUCGCGCAUUCCUCGAGGCGCAAGACCUCCUCAAGAUGCUGGUCGCCAGACUUCGGUGGGCCGUAUCCCGAGAGGACGAGACCGGGAUGGUGGUGAGGGUGAGGACGUUCGUGGCCAUGAGGCACUGGAUCCUGAAUUACUUCGUCGAUGACUUCGUCGUAGAUUACCACCUUCGUGUGAUGUUCUGCAACCUCAUCAACGAUUUCGUCGAGGAACUCUCCCACGAUGAACGCGGGCGCAAGGUUCAGCUGAAGAUUCUUGCCGAGUUGAAGAAAUGUUGGAGGCGAGUGUGCGCGCAGUAUUGGGAUGGCCCGGAGUUCGAUUCGUCGCUAGGUCCGGACAUCCCCAUCGCACCCGGCGGAAUCGCUGGCCACCGCGACCCGAGCCUGGACCCUAGCUUCUGGGAAACCGAGUCAGACGAGCCGCCUAACCUGUACGAUAUCCGUCUCCCGGACUCGCCCCUCGAACAAGGCUUCCUCACAGACGUAGCCGAGCCCGGCCACAUCGAUUCUGUCCUUCUCGACGGCGUGCGCUCGGGCACGCUAGAGGACGAGCCGCAUCCUGCUGCGCCCGAGAGGAGGCAGGCUUCGCCAAUUAGUAUCGCUAGCCUCGAUGUGGUGUCCUGCUCCUUUCCAACCAAGGGAUUUCGGGUGGGCGACCCGAGCGCGAGUGCUGCCCUCGCGGCCCAUCCCGCCGACCUCAGCGCCGUCCACACGAAUACGGAUCCCGUCGCCCCUACCCCCCGUGCCCUCACAGGAAAACGUGUUAGACCGCCCACCUCUCAUAAACGCAACAAUAGUCUUACGGAUUCUCUCCGGGACCACGGUUCGGUAACAGAGAAGCUGCUGUAUAAGAAUGCCGAGUUCCUAUUAACCUUGCCGUAUGCUGGCAGUCUCGUUCGGGGAAAUCUUCUCCCCCCCGGCCAAGCCUUCGUUGAAAUAGACCCCCCGAGUCCCUGGGGAGCAACGCGCCAUACCACUGUCUUCCAGACGCAUCCCGUUGAGGCUCAGAAGGAGAAAGGGCCAGGAUCCGCGAUGUCGGGUCAGGGUAUGAAGAAGCUGAUCGGGAGCGUCCGCAGGGCAUUAAGCACGAAGGGCCAGGGUGUGUCUCCCACGCACGGCAACUUCAUCGACAUCGCGCCCAUUGGACCGAGGGGCGCUACGACCAACAGGCUCCCAGGAACGGCCAUUGUGCCACAAGCGCGCCCACCUCGCGCCAACGGCUCCCGAGCUCCCAUCCGUAUCGAUGUCCUCGGUGCUACGAUCGCCGAGGACUUUAAGAAGGCCGUACGGGAGGACGCCAUUCCAGAGCUUCCGACCGAUUUCAUCCCUGAUGGUGAUACUAAGGAGGCCAUCGAAUACUCUCCGGCACAUCUGGACUCGUCGUUUGAGCUCAUGAUGAAGAGCGAGGACGCAGUUACGAUAGGGAGUAAAUCCAUUUUCGUCGUCGACGGCAAUUUCCCCUCGGACUACCCGGUUAUGACCGGUGCUCUGACAGGUCUGAAUCCGUCAGUCGAGGCCUUUGCCGAAAGCAUGAUGCGGACGGGCGAUGCCGACCUCACACCACCGACGACCCCUCCCGGGCUUAUAGUGCGCGGAAAUACGCCGAGGCGAUCUUCCUACCUCCUCGGCCAACAUGCCUUCGGGUCUCUAGCCUUUGCGAACCCGCCGCCGCCGCUGCCGCCGCCGCCUGUUCCCGAUGUAGAGACAAUAGUAGGAGAGCGUCCUUCUGAGGAGGCUAACGCAAAUCCACGCCCGUCCGCCGAAGCUGUCAAGCAAUCACCCCGUAGGCCUCCGGUGAGUUAUAUAAGACAGCAUCAACGUCAAAAGUCAAGUCGCAGCUACCGGUCUAGAGGCUCCACUGUUCAUCGUCGGUGGGCAUCUUUCCAAAGUGGCAUUGCGAUGCGGCGGUCGACGGCCAAGAGCUUCGACGCCACUACUUACUCGGAAGGCUCGGUAGCAGGGGAGAUCAUGCCCCCCCCCCUCAGAGUUCUUCGUAGGAGGCCAGGUGGAGAUCUUCGAGGCGCCAGAAAUGUUCACGACCUAGACGGCGCACCGAUACAUAGAUCGCGAUCUGUGGGCUCCCUGACGACGUAUAGCGAAUCCAUCAGGAGUUCCUACAUACGCAGCCCCAUCAGAGAUUCGAGCGCAUUCGUCGACGUAGUUACCAGCGAAUAUUCGCAGAAACGGGCGGAUGUUUUCUCGUUGGGAAACCUAGCCGAGCAGCCACCGAAAGGCGCAAUGUCAUUAUUCAGUACCCACUCGUCAAAACCGAUCAUGCGACCGUCUUUCGAAGCGGAGGCACAGAAGCUCGCGCAAAUCCCCGACGACAUAGACGACGACGGAGGCGUCGAGGCCGCUCUUCUAAAACUCGAGGGUAAAUUUGAGAAGAAAUUUGCCAAGUUGUCUAUGGAGCCUUCGGGGAUUCCGGCUGGCGAUUUGGAGGCGCUCGGAGGUAGAAGCAUAACGACUCCCGAGAUCGAACACUGGAAGGAGGAAAAACGAAAGCACCGCGAAAAUCACGUCGGCGAGGAGGAGGUUUCUCUUGUGUCCCAAAUUGGGGGCAACCCCGAGACACGAUCUAACGGCCAACUCACGCUUCCCCGAGCCUCCGAGGCUCUCUCGUUCUUAACAGCAGGCUCUAGGGAGACCUAUAACUCGAUUCCGCUACUCGACCGAGGAUUGAUGGAUGAUGUCUGUAGUAAGAAGGGUACCCGAGAGUGGACCGACCAUUCGGUAUCGAUACGACCAGAAACGCUCCCGGACGAGACGAAAGAUGGAAGUCUUACUCCGUCGAUGUAUCCUUACGAAUUCGUGCAGGCAGCCGAAAGUGUUGAGAAGAUGAACCUGGGUGAAACCGAGCUUGAGGAUGGCUCGCGCUUGGACGUGGAUGCGGAUAGCGAUAACGAUUCCGCUUUGUCGUCUGAAAUGUCUGGCGACGCGCCCGAAGAGGAGGAGGAGGGCGACGAUGACGGCUACCUGUUUGGGCAGCCACGUUUGCCGAAGAGACCCAGCCCUAUAAUUACCAGUUCAUCGCCCGACGGUGGCAAGCCUCCCUCUCCUCCCGUAACAUUAGCACAUGUCAGCCAAGCAUCGAUAGAACCGGGCAACGUCCCGCAACUACACGAGCAUCAGCUCUGGGCGCAGAAACCACUGCCGCCUACCCCUGACACCACACCCACCACGGCUAUGCACCACCACGGCUCAGGGUCGGCCGGGGACCCCGCUGGUGCAGAGGAGACACUCCGGGGUGUACCUGACUUUCCCCAGAGAGAGCAGGCGGCCUCAGCGCAUCUGCCGUUCAUCCUUGCCUUCGACUCUGAGAUUCUGGCCCAGCAGUUCACUUUGAUCGAAAAGGACGCCCUCAACGAAGUCGACUGGAAGGAAUUGAUUGAUAUGCGGUGGAAAGACAGCAGCAACGACUCGCGGUCGUGGGUAGAUUUUCUGCGAAACACCGACGCUCAUGGCGUCGAAGUCGUCAUCGCGCGCUUUAACAUUAUGGUCAAGUGGGUGAUAUCAGAAGUUGUCCUGACCCGGAACAUGGAGGAGCGGGUCCGUUGCCUCAUGAAAUUCCUCCACAUUGCUGCUCAUUGUAGGAAGUACCGGAAUUUCGCUACGAUGAGUCAAAUUGCUAUCGCCUUGACAUCGAAUGAGGUGGCGAGACUAUCCACGACUUGGGCCAUGGUGCCACCUGGUGACCUGAAGACGAUGAGAGAUCUCGAGAUGCUUGUUUCGCCCACGAGGAAUUUUUACAACCUGCGGGCCGAGAUGGAAGGCGGGGGUAAAGCUGCCCAGAUCGGAUGCAUCCCUUUCGUCGGCAUCUACACGCACGACCUGCUCUUCAACUCGCAACGGCCAUCCGAGAUCGCUAGCUCGCCGACGACGGCACCUUUGGUCAACUUCGAACGCUGCCGCAUCGCCGCCGCCGUGGUGAAGACGCUGCUCCGCCUGCUCGAGGCCAGCACACACUAUCAGUUCCAGCCGAUCGAGGGCAUCACCGAACGGUGUCUCUGGAUGAGCGCCUUGAGCGACGAGGAGAUCCGAAAGCACUCGGAAAGCCUUGAGUAGCCGGGAUCGCCUCCGUCCACGUGUCAUCGCACGGCGCUUGUCCAGCUGUCCCAUCGCGACUUGUUUCAAAGUACAAAACUUGUAUACCAUGUGUCCACGAUUGAUAC
Durotheca rogersii is the source of this 5602-nucleotide messenger RNA. Its product is annotated as ras GEF. Gene Ontology annotation, biological process: positive regulation of GTPase activity; Ras protein signal transduction. Bases 174 to 5495 code for a protein of 1773 amino acids. The transcript has 2 exons. The record is from RefSeq and is a predicted model, not a curated record. Lineage: Eukaryota; Fungi; Ascomycota; Sordariomycetes; Xylariales; Xylariaceae. Gene Ontology annotation, cellular component: plasma membrane. Gene Ontology annotation, molecular function: guanyl-nucleotide exchange factor activity.